AUGGCGAGGUCUCAAUGUACCACUUGUGGUCUGAAUCGCCAAAACUGUCAAUGUUCACCACCCACUGGUCCGGUCGAGAUAACUCCAUCUUAUUGCUGUUCUUGCUACCUUUGGAGCACUCUUAUCUUCUCCAUUGUCCUUCUCGCUUUGGCAGGUAUUGUAACACUUUUAAUCGGACAAAAUAGUUGUUACUUCGAGCUCUUUGCUAAUUCCAUCUCCGCCACAAACGCAAACGCCUCAAACGCUGAUUGGAGAAUCGGUUUUGUUGCCAAGAGUCCAGUCUCCGGCUGUAAAUUCUCUCUCUAUACAUUGCAAUCUCGUCUCCUUCGUGGCGGCGAGGUUAUCUCCGAGAUAUCUCCGUCGUUGGAUUCUUUGGGACAACUUGUUAAUGCCGGCGAGACGGAUGGGCCGGUGACAACUGUCGGUUUCAAAAACGUGGUGACUCCGGGAGUUAUCGGCGGCGUGGUUUGGGAUUUUCGGGUGGAGCUUGUCGCCAGAGUGAAUGAACACAGUGGACAUGGUAUUUUGACAGUGUUAUGCGGCGGUUUACCGGUGAAAUUUACGGCGGAUCCGGCGGGGAAUGUGACUGGAUCGUUGCUCGGAAAUAUGAGACGGUGUGAGUAUUUAUUCCGGCGGGAUAAAUGGAAUCGUUACGUUUAG
This is a messenger RNA of Arabis nemorensis, 660 nucleotides long. The record is from the annotation of a GenBank genome assembly. Lineage: Eukaryota; Viridiplantae; Streptophyta; Magnoliopsida; Brassicales; Brassicaceae.